CUCAAACAUCUGUCUGCAGCAUUAAAAGGUCUGCAGCGUUUGUGAACCAGAUUCAUUUGCAGCAGCUUCCUUAGCAAGUCCUGGGUAAUGGAUCUGACUGCAGCAUUGAGUCUGGCUCUGAUAUGCAGUCUGGUUUUGAUCUCAACUCAAGAGGAAGGCAUUUUCCAAGAGGAUCACCCCGAAAAAUUCUGUGCCUGGGAAUGCAUGACGUUCACUCUGAUGUGGCCAGGCGCUUACUGUGUGGGUUGGACUAAGAUCCAAUGUAAAAUCCCAGACUAUGUUAAGAACUGGACCAUACAUGGACUGUGGCCGAUGGUAAAGGAGAGAACUUGUUGUGAAUGCUGGCCUAUCUUUCAUUCUGAUCUCGUGGAGCUGGAACCUCAGCUUUCUCUGCUGUGGCCAACGCUGAUCAACAAGAAAUCCAAUUACAGCUUCUGGAAGCAGGAGUGGCACAAACAUGGAGCGUGUGCAGGGUGUGUGGAGGGGAUGAACGGCCCCACAAAAUACUUCCAGACUGCGCUGAAACUACGAUCUCUCUACAGCAUCGAUGGCGCCCUGUAUGCGGCUGGCAUACAUCCUUCGUGUAACACGUCUUAUCAGUAUGGCAAGCUCCACUCUGCACUGGCACCGGGACUGGGAGACCUGCACGUCAUGCAGUGUGUUCAGGAUCGUAAGAAUCGGCAGGUUUUGGUACAGGUGAAAAUUCCCAUGUACAAGAACUUCACUUUGGGCUGCCAAAGACACCACCCGAACCUCCGCCAGGACUCCCGAAAGCAGGCCACCUCGCCCGGACACCCCUGCCGCUACGAGGAGCCCAUCUACUACUUCCCCAUCAGCCGGGAGUCUCCCGAGCACCCCUGCGACUGAGCACACGGGAGUCUUUUCAGAAGCUGUUUAGUUGUUGUUCUGCAAUGCUUGUUAACUUACUCUCGCUCGGAAUUGCUUUCCACGUGGCGCUGAUAGUUUUGGGUUUUUUUUUUUUUGCUGGUCGUAGUCUUUCUUAUUUUGAAGUUAACACGUUAAUGAGUCGAUUUAUUGAAUGCCCCCCCCCCCCCCCCCCCCCAAAAAAAAAAAAAAAAGCGAUUCGACUACGAGUAUCAAUCAGGUAACUAUACACCUCUAUUACUAACCAUUCCAGCGACUGCAGCUUCUGAAAAGCCUCCUCUUUCAUUGAUCACUGUGUGCAGGUGAGGUGGGGUAGAAGCAUACUAUCUAUCGCGCUGUGCUGUGAAUCCCGAUCGCUAUUUCAAAAAGCAUAUUCUACAAAAACUCUGGAUAAUUAAGUGUCUAUUGUAGAGAGUAUUACAUUACUGAUACUGUGUUGUUGUGUAACUGUCUGCAUGGCAUUUUUUAAACCACUGUUUCAAUGUGAAAUAUAUGUUUUUAUUUGCGUUGGACUAAUAAUAAAUAAAUAAAUGUUUUCAAAAUUA
Polyodon spathula (Mississippi paddlefish) is the source of this 1430-nucleotide messenger RNA. RefSeq names its product ribonuclease T2, like (gene rnaset2l). Gene Ontology annotation, cellular component: extracellular region. The coding region runs from base 88 to 867 and encodes 259 amino acids. The transcript has 10 exons. Gene Ontology annotation, molecular function: ribonuclease T2 activity; RNA binding. NCBI's taxonomy places the organism in Eukaryota, Metazoa, Chordata, Actinopteri, Acipenseriformes, Polyodontidae. Gene Ontology annotation, biological process: RNA catabolic process. The record is from RefSeq and is a predicted model, not a curated record.